AUGGUGCUCGCGCUUGCUCUUACUGCUGAGCUCAGUGGAGUGACAGGCCUCCGCCCCCUCGACACCGACGACUCGCCUUUCCACUACACCUUCAAGGUCCAGUGCACAUCAUGUCGCGAGACACAUCCGAACUACGUUACCAUGACUCGCUUCGAAAUGCACGAUGUGAGCGGCAGCAGAGGCGAAGCCAACUUUGUGUGGAAGUGCAAGAACUGUAAAAGAGAGCAUUCCGCGAACAUCAAGGCAGCGCCGGCGAGCUAUGACCAGACGAACCCACCGAAGACGGUGAACAUACUGGAGUUCGACUGCAGAGGGCUCGAGUUCACCGAGUUCAAGGCGGAGGGGGAGUUCCUAGCUACGGGCACUGAAUCGAACACCAAGUUCACCGGCAUUGACCUUUCCGAAGGCGAAUGGUUCGAUUACGACGAGAAGGAAGGCGAAGAAGUCAGUAUCACAAACGUAAAGUGGGAGAUACGGCGAGCGUAG
Trematosphaeria pertusa is the source of this 486-nucleotide messenger RNA. Its product is annotated as DUF866-domain-containing protein. The record is from RefSeq and is a predicted model, not a curated record. The transcript is spliced from 5 exons. Gene Ontology annotation, molecular function: zinc ion binding. The coding region runs from base 1 to 486 and encodes 161 amino acids. Lineage: Eukaryota; Fungi; Ascomycota; Dothideomycetes; Pleosporales; Trematosphaeriaceae.